Molecule: messenger RNA, 10827 nt
Organism: Clarias gariepinus (North African catfish)
Lineage: Eukaryota; Metazoa; Chordata; Actinopteri; Siluriformes; Clariidae
Gene: tenm4
Product: teneurin transmembrane protein 4
Exons: 31
Coding region: 140-8629 (2829 amino acids)
Biological process (GO): signal transduction; neuron development; heterophilic cell-cell adhesion
Cellular component (GO): membrane; neuron projection
Molecular function (GO): protein heterodimerization activity; protein homodimerization activity; cell adhesion molecule binding
Source: RefSeq, a predicted model, not a curated record
GAAGGAAGAAAGAAAGAUAAAAUAACAGACAGGGAGAAACAGAGAUUUCGACAGGCUUCAACGCGGAUCUGCCUUCAGAAUGAAUUGCAGGGGCUAAACCAGCUCCAUCCCCUUUGAUGUGGAGAAUCAAGACGCGCUCAUGAUGGAAGUGAAGGAACGCAGACCGUACCGCUCUCUGACGGCACGGCGGGACACAGAGCGGCGCUACACCAGCUCUUCGGCCGACAGCGAGGACGGCAAGCUCAAGCCCAAAUCCUACAGCUCCAGCGAAACCCUUAAAGCCUUUGAGCAAGACCCCCGGGUGGCCUACGGCACUCGCGACAAGGAUGUAGUACACCAUGAAGUGGAUGAAUUCGGCAGGCAAGGAGCAGAUUUUUCUCUGCGAGAUCUGGGCUUCGGUGAGCCCGUGGCUCCUCGCAUGGUGGUAUAUCGCUCAGACAUGGCAAUGCCACACCGUGACUACUCACUCAGCGUAGGCUCAGACGCAGACACCGAGACAGACGGAAUUGUGUCCCCGGAGCACGCAGUCCGCCUGUGGGGACGAGGGAAUACGAAGUCAGGCCGCAGCUCGUGUCUGUCCAGCAGAGCCAACUCUAACCUGACCCUGACGGACACGGAGCAUGAAAACACAGAGAAUGGUCCUCCACUGCAUUGCUCCUCUGGCUCCUCCUCCCCCGUCGCCUCUCCCUACCCGCCCCCUGCCCACGCAGCCAGUGAGAGUCAGGGAAGGUUGCUAGGUAACAGCGGGCCUCGGGCCGACCCCGACUCUGAGUCGGAGGAUGAGUUUGGCCCUGCAUCUUCGUUCUUAGUUAAGACCGGCUCAGGGAAUGUGAGCGUGUGUGCCCCUGGCUCUGCGGCCGCUGACGAAGGCUCUUACCAGAAUCAUUCGCGCCUGAGAACGCCUCCACUCCCCCUCUCCCACUCGCACUCCCCCAGUCAGCACCAUGGCACCUCUGUGGGCUCGCUGAGCCGGAGUAACUACACGCCGCGCAGUAACGUCAGUCCGGCACCCACCGACAGCACGGCCGCACCAGAGGGACCCUCCAGUGCCCCAGACUCUGGAAGUGCACAGGACAACUGGCUUCUCAACAGUAACAUCCCCCUGGAGACCAGGAACCAGAAUACUCUAAUGUUUAUCAGAGAGGAGCAGGACUCUUGCAGAGAAGGGCAAGGGUCAUACAAUACAAGACACUUUCUAUUCAAGCCUGGUGGGAACUCACCGCUGUACUGCACGACGUCGCCCGCUUACCCUCUGACCUCCAGCACGGUGUACUCGCCCCCGCCACGACCGUUGCCUCGCAGCACAUUCACCCGACCCGCCUUCAGCCUCAAGAAGCCCUACAAGUACUGCAACUGGAAAUGUGCCGCCCUAAGCGCCAUCCUCAUCUCCAUCACUCUGGUGUUCCUGCUGGCGUACUUCAUCGCCAUGCACCUGUUUGGUUUGAACUGGCACUUACAGCCCAUGCAAGGGCAGUUAUAUCGGCUGGCAGAAGACAACACCAGCAGCCAGUCCAUACCUACAGACCUGGGCCUGCCUCCUCUUGGAAAUACAGGGCUGGAGCUUCCAGACCGCAGGGGCCGAGAAGACGGCAAAAUGGAUGGCUUGUUUCCGGACGAUAGCUUCAUAGACACGGGCGAGAUAGACGUGGGGCGUAAGGUCAUGCAGCAGAUACCGCCUGGGAUCUUUUGGAGGUCUCAGGUCUUCAUCGACCACCCCAUGUACCUCAAGUUCAACGUGUCCCUUAGUAAAGAUGCCUUGGUGGGGAUCUAUGGAAGAAGAGGCCUUCCUCCUUCACACACACAGUUCGACUUUGUGGAGCUUUUGGAUGGACGGCGUCUCCUGGCUCAAGGGGUUCAAAGCCUGGACGGCCCGCCAGCUCUUACUCAAUCACGAAGCCUGGUGCUCCUUGGCAGCCAUGACACCGGUUUCAUCCAGUACAUGGACUCGGGCAUCUGGCACCUGGCAGUGUAUAAUGAUGGCAAGGAGACGGAGCAGGUGUCUUUCCUUACCACAGCUAUAGACUCAAUAGAUGACUGUCCUAGUAACUGUUUUGGUAAUGGAGACUGCAUCGCUGGAACCUGCCACUGUUUUCUGGGCUUCAGAGGACCAGACUGUAGCAGGGUGUCCUGUCCAGUUCUUUGCAGUGGAAACGGUCAGUACCUGAAGGGACGCUGCAUGUGUCACAGCGGUUGGAAAGGCUCCGAGUGUGAUGUUCCCACCAACCAGUGCAUAGACGUGACCUGCAGUGGACAUGGAACCUGCAUAGUGGGGACCUGUAUUUGCAAUCCAGGCUACAAAGGAGAGAACUGUGAGGAGGUGGACUGCCUGGACCCCACAUGCUCAGGACGUGGUGUGUGUGUACGUGGCGAGUGCCACUGCUUUGUGGGCUGGGGAGGCUCUGGGUGUGAGAGUUCACGGGCAUCCUGCAUGGACCAGUGCUCGGGUCACGGAGCCUUCCUGGCAGAGACAGGCACCUGCAACUGUGACCCCAACUGGACUGGGCACGACUGCUCAACAGAGCUUUGUGCAUCGGACUGUGGUGGCCACGGCAUCUGCGUAGCAGGCGGCUGCCGCUGUGAGGAAGGUUGGAUGGGCGCCCUGUGCGAUCAGAGGGCAUGCCACCCUCGCUGCAGCGAACAUGGCACCUGCAAGGAUGGCAAGUGUGAAUGCAGCCCGGGUUGGAAUGGAGAGCACUGCACUGUCGCUCACUAUCUGGAUAAGGUAGUGAAAGAGGGUUGUCCGGGUCUGUGUAACGGCAACGGCAGGUGCACGCUGGGUAAUAGCGGCUGGUAUUGCGUGUGCCAGCUGGGCUGGAGAGGAACAGGCUGUGACACCUCCAUGGAGACAUCCUGCAGUGACGCCAAAGACAAUGACGGAGACGGCCUGCUAGACUGCAUGGACCCAGACUGCUGUGUGCAAACAUCGUGUCACAUCACAUCUCUAUGUGUGGGCUCUCCGGAUCCGUUGGACAUCAUCCAGGAGACACAGAUGUCUUCAGGCCCAAGCAACCUGCACUCCUUCUACCAGCGUGUGCGCUUCCUGGUGGGCCGAGACAGCACACAUGUCGUUCCUGGGCCCAACCCCUUCGAAGCUAGUCACGCCUGCGUCAUCCGAGGCCAAGUGGUGACGUCCGAUGGAACUCCACUGGUGGGAGUGAACAUCAGCUUUAUCAACAAUCCUGCCUAUGGCUACACCAUCACCAGGCAGGAUGGCAGCUUCGACCUGCUCUCCAGCGGGGGCGUGGCUGUAGCACUGCGCUUCGAGCGCGCGCCGUUCAUCAUGCAGGAGCACACGCUGUGGUUGCCGUGGUCACGCUUCUUCGUCAUGGACACCGUGGUCAUGCGGCACGAAGUGAACGACAUCCCCAGCUGUGACCUCAGCAGUUUCACACGGCCGAGUCCCAUAGUACUGCCCGCUCCUCUCACUGCCUUCGCCUCGGCCUGUCGGGACAGAGGCAUCGUCGUGCCUGAGAUCCAGGCUCUUCAAGAGGAAGUGCGUAUUCCCGGGACAGAUCUGCAUCUUGGAUAUCUGAGCAGCCGCACAGCAGGUUAUAAAUCUGUCCUGAGAGUCACGCUGACCCACGCAGUCAUCCCUUUCAGCCUGAUGAAGGUGCACCUCAUGGUGGCCGUAGAGGGACGCCUAUUCCGGAAGUGGUUCUCAGCAGCACCCAGCCUCUCGUAUGAUUUUGUUUGGGACAAGACUGAUGUCUACAGUCAGAAGGUGUACGGCCUGUCGGAAGCUUUCGUGACUGUGGGCUUCGAGUACGAGUCAUGUCCUGAUAUGAUCCUGUGGGAGAAGAGGACGGCUGUCUUACAGGGCUACGAGAGCACAGCAUCCAACCUGGGGGGCUGGAGCAUCGACAAACACCAUGCGCUUAACAUUCAGAGUGGCAUCCUGCACAAAGGCAACGGAGAGAAUGUGUUCAUUUCCCAGCAGCCCCCAGUCAUCGGGAGCAUCAUGGGGAACGGACGGCGGCGCAGCAUCUCCUGUCCAAGCUGUAAUGGUCUGGCUGAUGGGAACAAGCUUCUAGCUCCAGUAGCUUUGGCCUGUGGCUCAGACGGAAGCUUAUUUGUGGGUGACUUCAACUAUGUCCGUCGAAUCUUCACAACUGGGAAUGUCACUAGCGUUCUGGAGCUUAGUAACAGUCCAGCACACAAGUACUACCUGGCCACGAGUCCGGUGUCAGGAACUCUGUACCUGUCAGACACCAGCAGUAGAAAGGUGUUUAAAGUGAAGUCUCUCAACAUGGUGAAGGAUGUGGCUAAGAACCUGGAGCUGGUGGCGGGGACAGGGGACCAGUGUCUCCCCUACGAUGAGACGCGGUGCGGGGACGGAGGAAAGGCUGUGGAGGCGACUCUCACUAACCCUAGAGGAAUCACAGUGGACAAGUACGGCACCAUCUUCUUCGUAGACGGCACCAUGAUCCGGCGAAUAGAUCAGAACGGAAUCAUCUCCACCCUCCUGGGCUUCAACGACCUGACCUCGGCACGACCCUUGAGCUGCGACUCUGUGAUGGACAUCUCACAGGUACGUUUGGAGUGGCCCACUGACCUAGCUGUGAGUCCAAUGGAUAACUCCCUUUAUGUGCUGGAUAACAACGUGGUGCUGCAGAUCUCAGAAAACCACCAGGUCAGAAUCGUAGCUGGUCGGCCCAUGCACUGUCAGGUGCCCGGUCUUGACCACUUCUUAGUGAGUAAAGUUGCCAUUCACGCCACGUUAGAAUCCGCUAAUGCAUUGGCCGUGUCCCACAAUGGCAUCCUCUACAUCUCAGAAUCUGAUGACAAGAAGAUCAAUCGAGUGAGGCAAGUUUCCACCAAUGGUGAGAUCUCUCUGGUUGCUGGUGCCCCAAGUGGCUGUGACUGUAAAAAUGACCCCAACUGUGACUGUUACUCAGGGGAUGAUGGCUAUGCCAAGCAUGCAAAGCUCAACUCACCAUCAUCGCUGGCUGUUUCUCCUGAUGGGGAGCUCUUCAUUGCUGAUCUCGGCAACAUCCGGAUCCGUUAUGUAAGGCAGAACAAACCAUACCUUAAUCCACUUAACAUGUAUGAGGUAUCCUCACCCAUGGAUGAUGAACUCUACCUAUUUGACACGAAUGGCAGUCAUAUCUACACCCAGAGUCUAACCACAGGUGACUUCCUGUACAAUCUGACGUAUUCAGGAGCAGGAGACCUGAGCACCAUUACAGACAAGAACAAAAACAAGGUGACCAUCCGAAGGGACACUACAGGACUGCCUCUCUGGAUCAUGACCCCAGAUGGACAAACAUUUUGGUUCACCAUCGGUACUAAUAAUGCCCUCAAGAGCCUUGGUGCCCAGAGCCAAGAAUUAGCCAUGAUGACCUACCAUGGGAACUCUGGACUGUUGGCCACUAAGAGCAAUGAAGAUGGGUGGACUACUUUCUAUGAGUAUGACAGUUACGGGAGGCUGACGAAUGUGACCUACCCUACAGGCAGGGUAAGCAGCUAUCGCACUGAUUCUGAUGGUGCCGUGCGGGUGCAGGCUGAAGGCUCCAACAAAGAGGACAUCAUCGUCACAACCAACCUCUCAGCCUCAGGAACAUUUUACACGCUCAUGCAAGAUCAAGUCAAGAACAGUUACUACAUUGGACUGGAUGGCUCACUACGGCUGGUCUUGGCUAAUGGCAUGGAAGUGUCACUGAACACAGAACGACACCUGCUCUCAGGUACUGUGAACCCAACUGUCAGCAGGAGGAACGUCACCCUUCCAAUAGAUAACGGCCUCAACUUAGUGGAAUGGAGACAGCGGAAAGAGCAAGCCCGGGGACAAGUCACAGUUUAUGGACGCAGACUGAGGGUUCAUAACAGAAAUCUGUUGUCCAUGGAUUUUGAUCGCAUCACCAGGACAGAGAAAGUGUAUGAUGACCACAGGAAAUUUACUCUGAGGAUUCACUACGACCAUGCAGGCAGACCCACCCUGUGGGCACCGAGCAACCGGCUGAACGGGGUCAACGUCACCUACUCCCCUGGCGGGCAUGUGGCUGGCAUUCAAAGAGGCACCAUGUCUAUCCGAAUGGAAUAUGACCAAAAUGGAAAAAUCACUUCACAGAUAUUUGCAGAUGGCAAGUCAUGGACCUAUACUUACCUUGAGAAGUCCAUGGUGCUAUUGCUGUACAGCCAACGACAGUACAUCUUCGAGUUUGACAAAAAUGACCGUCUCUCAUCUGUCACCAUGCCCAAUGUGGCCCGGCAUACACUAGAGACCACUCGCUCUAUUGGUUACUAUAGAAACACAUACAGGCCCCCUGAGGGCAAUGCCACCGUGCUGCAUGAUUACAGUGAGGAUGGUCUGCUUUUGCAAACUAUUCACCAAGGCACAGGACGUCGGGUCAUCUAUAAAUACGGCAAGCUCUCCCGACUGCUUGAGAUUUUGUAUGAUACUUCACGUGUUGCCUUCUCAUACGAUGAGGCGGCAGGCAUGCUAAAGACAGUGAGCCUACAGAGCGAGGGAUUCACCUGCACCAUCCGUAACCGGCAGAUCGGUCCACUGAUUGACAGGCAGAUUUUUCGUUUCAGCGAGGAAGGUAUGGUCAAUGCCCGAUUUGACUACAACUAUGAUAACAGCUUCCGGGUCACGAGUAUGCAGGCCGUCAUCAACGAAACACCACUACCUAUUGAUCUGUACCGCUAUGAUGAUGUAUCAGGUAAAACAGAGCAGUUUGGCAAGUUUGGGGUCAUCUAUUAUGACAUUAAUCAGAUUAUUACCACAGCUGUAAUGACCCACACUAAACAUUUUGACGCCUAUGGACGUGUCAAAGAAGUGCAAUAUGAGAUCUUCCGUUCACUGAUGUACUGGAUGAUGGUGCAGUAUGAUAACAUGGGCCGUGUGGUAGCCAAGGAGCUAAAAGUAGGCCCUUAUGCCAACACCACACGGUACACAUACGAAUAUGAUGCUGAUGGCCAGAUCCAGGUGGUGUCCAUAAAUGACAAGCCUUUGUGGCGCUACAGUUACGACUUGAAUGGCAACCUGCAUCUUCUGAGUCCAGGAAACAGUGCCCGUCUUACGCCGCUACGCUAUGACAUCAGGGACCGCAUCACACGGCUAGGAGAUGUCCAGUACAGGUUGGACGAAGAUGGGUUUUUAAAGCAAAGAGGCAAUGACUUUUUUGAAUACAACUCUGCAGGCUUGCUAAUAAGAGCUUACAGCAAGGUUGGCGGAUGGAGCAUAAAGUAUCGUUAUGAUGGUCUGGGCCGAAGAGUGUCUAGCAGAAGCAGUCAAGGACAUCACAUGCAGUUCUUCUAUGCUGACCUGUCCAGCCCCACCAGAGUCACCCACAUGUAUAAUCAUUCCAGCUCGGAGAUCACAUCACUCUACUAUGAUCUGCAGGGCCACCUCUUUGCCAUGGAGCUAAGCAGCGGCGAUGAGUUUUAUGUGGCUUGUGACAACAUCGGGACACCGCUGGCUGUUUUCAGUGGCUCAGGCCUCAUGAUUAAACAGAUCCUCUAUACAGCAUUUGGAGAGGUCUACCUGGACUCUAACCCCAGCUUUCAGCUCAUAGUCGGAUACCAGGGUGGCCUGUACGAACCCCUCACAAAGCUGGUACACAUGGGCCGCCGUGAUUACGACGUCUUAGCCGGUCGCUGGACCACACCUGACCAUGACAUCUGGAAGCAACUGAACAGCAACAACAUAGUACCCUUUAACCUCUACAUGUUCAAGAAUAACAACCCCCUAAGCAACACACAAGAGACAAAGUGCUACAUGACGGAUGUGAAUAGCUGGUUAGUGACUUUCGGCUUCCAGCUCUAUAACGUCAUCCCUGGCUAUCACAAACCUGUCACGGAUGCCAUGGAGCCCUCUUACGAACUCAUUCAUGCCCAGAUGAAAACUCAGGAAUGGGAUAGCACUAAGUCUGUCCUCGGAGUGCAGUGUGAGGUCCAGAGACAACUUAAGUCCUUUGUAAAGUUGGAGCGUUUUGACCAAAUCUACAGAGCAAGCGGUGCUGGUUGUCCACAAUCCCCUUACAGCACAUUCUUUGCCUCAGGGGCUUCAAUCUUCGGUAAGGGCGUGAAGCUAGCCAUCCGAGAGGGUCAAGUGAGUGCUGACAUCAUCAGCCUGGCCAGUGAGGAUGGCAGACGGCUUGCUGCUGUUCUGGACCAGACUAUCUACCUUCAAGACCUUCAUUUUACAAUUGAUGGCAUGGACAUGCACUAUUUUGUGAAAGCAACAUCAGCAGAGGGCGAUUUGGCACUGCUCGGUAUGACAGUGGGACGCCGAACGUUAGAGACAGGAACUAACGUGACAGUUCAGCAGCUGAACACGGUGCUGGGUGGCCGAGCUCGGCGCAUUACCGACGUGCAGCUGCAACAUGGCGCGCUGAGCCUGAACGUACGCUAUGGGAGCAGUCUGGACGAAGAAAAAGCCCGGGUGCUGGAGAUGACUCGGCAAAGAGUCGUGGCAGCCGCCUGGCAGCGGGAGCGGCACCGACUGCGCCAGGGAGAGGACGGUUCCCGCGCCUGGACGGACACUGAGCGGCAGCAGCUGUUCAGCUCGGGCCGAGUGCAAGGCUAUGACGGUUACUACGUGGUGCCCGUGGACCAGUUCCCUGAGCUGGCAGACAGCAUCAGCAACAUUCACUUCCUGCGCCAGAGCGAGAUGGGCCGCAGGUGACACGAACACAAAGGAAGCCCCGCUCAGACUGAGCGUCCAGGACUCUUUGCCAAAGACAUGUUGCUUGUGUGACCACUUUGUUAAAUCUUUUUUUUUAUUAUUUAAUUUUUGUUUUCGUUGUUUUGGGGGUUUUUUUUGCUUUCGUUUUUAGACUGCCUUACUUAAGACCAUGUUGCAGGCAGUUGCACUGCAUUGACAUACAAGUGCUUUUUUAAAAUUGUGUAACAGUUUCUGGCUGCCAAAAGAGGCUGCUAGUGAAAUGACAUAUGGUAACAUUGGUUAUUUAGUUCUGACUCCUUUUCUACAGAUCAGCUCAAAGGGAUCCUGGAAGAUGGCUGGUAAUGCAUUUUGAUCACUGGCAAGUGAGCAGAUUGGCAUUCAGCUUCACUCCACCCUGCCUUUUUCUCACCCCACAGCCAAGGAGAGCCUUUUUUAAAAAUCACUUCUUUUUAUACUUGAAAGUCUGCCACACUUAAACAAGGACAGUGUCUGUUGUUUAGGCUCCUGAUCCCCCCCUUCCCUUAUCAUCACGGACUCUUGAAAUGGUGGCAUGUGCCAUUUCAAAACUGCUUGACUGCCCAGUAUUUCUUAAAUAUCUGAAUUCGACCAACGGAUAAAAAAAAAAAAAAAAGCAAAAGAAAGGAAAUCAUAGAGGGCAUGCUCACAGUCUGAACACAUAAUGUGAAAUGUCUUACUGAAUACAAAAAGGGCAAUUGUGACAAAGAAAAUAGCUCCCAGUGGUAAAGAUUGUUCUAAAAAAAUAUACAGUCUAUAUUGACAUUGCUGGAAGAAAUAUAUAUAUAUAUAUAUAUAUAAAAAACUUCUGUAUGAAAAUGAAUAUUUUACUAAAAUACAUAAAAUCACCUAAAAUCUAUUUCAUAGCUACAUGUAUGAAAAUAAGAACAGUAUAUCUAAUGUGAAUACAUUACGAAAAAUGUGAACUGUCGUCCCUUUUAAUUGCAAUUUGCUGUACUUGAACGAUGCCUAAUGUUCCAACACAUGAAAAAGAUGUGUGUAUAUAUUAUGUUUGGGAAUGUCAAUUCAUGAAAUUAAUUUGUUUGGUUUUUAUUGUUGAAGCAAUUAAGAUUUUAAUAUGCUUAACCAUUCAUUUCAGGAGAACAGUAUUUAUUUUAGUAAUGUGCUUUUUAAACCAAUGUUGCUCCUCAUGCUCUCUGUCUGUGCAAGAGACAUGAAUGCUUAAAUAUAUAUAUAUCUAUAAAACAAAAAAGGACUCACACACACACACACACACACACAUGCAAACAAAACAGCACAUUACUAGAACACGCCCUCAGACGUUCCUCAGGCUUUCCCUUCCGUGAACAUGUUGAGCUGUGGAGUGCUAGCUGCACUGGACACUGGGCUAAGGACAGUUUCGAACCCCAGUGGGAUGCCUGAGGGUCAGAGUCUUAAGUGCCCUGGAUAUGAACCACAAGACUCCACCGAGUCCCACCGCUGCCUGAGAUGCAUUACAGCCUGCAGACGUGUAGUUCCUGUCUACAAGCAGAGGGGUUGAAAUGCAUGCCAAUCUGGCAACCCGCCAUGUGGAUAUAACUUCUUUGCUUUUUGUGCGUCCUAUAGCUUGACUACCUACUGAACUCCAGAAGAACAUCGAGUGUAGCCUUUCUCUGUCAUUUUUUUCUAAAAAAAAAAACAAACAAAAAAAACAUUUCUGAGCAGGAACAAAAUGGUGUUAAUGUGUCGGACAUGGUGUCACGGUGUAACACACACCUCUAGUGUAGGCGUACAGCUGAAUCUGUUAUUACAGUUUGUGUGACUGUGGACCGUGCGUGGGGACGAUGAGUAUAUCAGUGAUCACAACUUGUAUAAUACUGUCAAGCAUAUUUUUUUUAUUUGGAUGUCAGUUGGAUGUUGGAUACAGCCAUAACUCUUUGCUGUAUUUAAAAAAAAGAAAAAAAAAAAGUUCGAAUGAAGAAAAAAAAUGCAUUGUGGUGACUUUGCUGAGAACUGCGUCGUGAGGCUGUACUUACUUUCUAAAGUUUUGGACUAAUUUAAUUUUUUAUUUUCCGUUUAGUUUUUUUGGGUUGAUGUUGUUUGUUCUCAACACUGUGUUUCUAACGCUUCUCUUUGGAUCUGUAAAUACGAUGACGAGAAAUGAGCUGUAAAUAAAAUGCCAAUGUAGAUACCUUUUAGAGCUACAGCAGUGAAUCUGUGUAGUCUUUAGGUAAAGAAGGGGA